AAAUAUCAAGAAACAGCCACUUUUACUAAAAUUUAUACCAUUUGAGUCGUAAAGAAGAAAUCUGUAAACAACCUUAAAUAAACUACGCCGAGGUAAGGUAAAGGCCCAGGUAAAAACUCUCAAUACUGAGGCGCCGUCUUGAACACAACUAAAUAGAUGAUGGGCGUCGGGUUUGUAUUUGGAUUACAGCUACUUGUGAUUUCUUUGCUACUGGUUUCAACAUGGACCUUAGAAGCCUUCCAAUCAGAAACAAUUCAGACAAAAUUAGGUAGAGUAACCGGACGUAAAACAACCGCAGGACAAAACAAUGACACAGUUUACCAGUUUCUAAAUAUUCCUUUUGCCAAACCUCCAGUCGGGGACUUGCGAUUCAGGCAACCGGUUGAGUACGGACAAUGGAACGGAACAUUUGACGCUACAAAGUAUGGCCCAUCGUGUUUUCAGGAUGUGAACGUCCUUCACGAUUUGGUACGGAAAACGUCGGAGGACUGUUUGCAGUUAAAUAUUUACAUACCCUUCGCCACCUCUCCGUCGAUCAAGAAAUCAGUCAUGGUGUGGAUCCACGGCGGUGGCUACUUUUUCGGUACCGCUUCCUUCUACGAUGGCAGUAUGAUAGCGGUAGAGGGGGACGUUAUCGUCGUUACUGUAAAUUACCGGCUCGGGAUUUUUGGGUUUUUGUCACUUGGAGAUGAGACUACCAAAGGAAAUUAUGGACUUCUCGAUCAAAUUCAAGCUUUAAAAUGGGUCAAAGAGAACAUUGCCGACUAUGGCGGGAAUCCAAGUGAUGUAACAAUUUUUGGAGAAUCUGCAGGGGGCUUCAGUGUAGGUCUGUUAUCGCUUAUUCCUCAAAACAAAGGUCUGUUUCAUCGUGCGAUUCACGAGAGUGGAACUGCCAAUUCCCUACUUACUCUUGGAAGUCCUGUGGAAGUAACAACUGAAACGGCAAAAGCUCUAGGCUGUCAAACAACCAAUUCAACUAUUUUAAUGAACUGUCUCCUCGAAAAACCUGCCGAUGCAAUACUUACACAGAGCACAAUGGUCAGUGAACGACUGUGCAAUUUAGACAGAAUGAACUGUCUGCACUUCGGUCCUGUUAUUGACGGUGACCUACUCACCCGAACACCCGUAGAGCUCAUGUCCAAUAAGACAACCGAAGCUUAUAAGUUCUUUGAAUCUCUAGAUUUAAUGGUAGGAAACUGUCGUAUGGAAGGAUCUCUUUAUCUCUCCAUGCUUGGAAACAACGUCCAAUAUCAAAAGGACAAGAACAUCAACGUGUCCUUUGGGCUCUCGCAUCAGUAUCUUUGCGACGUAAUGAGUCCAAACAUAGCUAAUUUCUACUUUAAAAACAAUAGAAAAGUGUCCCAGGCAAUAUGCAAAGAAUACUACAUUGCAGACAAUGCCACUUUACAGAGUCGGUCAGUACUGGACGUAUAUAGUGAUCUGUUCUUUAUAUCGGACGCCACAUCUUCUUUGAAUGCGCAUGUCAAUUCUGAAUCAUCAACCUACCAAUUCAUGUACAACCAAGUUCUUCCUUUCAAGCUUGGACCAGAACCGACUUGGUACGAAGGACCCAGUCACGCGGACGAAUUGUACUAUCUGUUUACUAUGGAGUACUUCGAUAGAAUUCUUCCUAAUGUCACGAUAUCCGACUCUGAUCGUUUGCUGGCUCAUCAAAUGAGAAAAUAUUGGACAAAUUUUGCAAAAUCUGGGAAUCCGAACUCGGCUGGACUUCCGGUGUGGUCAGUAUUUACCCAUGCCUCUAAAAACUACAUGAAGUUGAGCAAGCAUGAUAUGGGUGUGGGGACUGACUACCGCAGGGACGAAAUGAAGUUUUGGCUGCAGUCUAUUCCAAACCUCAUUUCCGAUUCGGAUACGAGUGGCGCCAAAAAAUUAGAGACUGAUAUUUUAUUUCUUUCGAUAAUCAUUUUAUCAUCACUUAACUUUUUCAUUAAUACCAUGGUGUUUAGGUACUAAAUUAAAAAAAAACAUUAAAAAAAUGAUUCGCCCUUACAUAUAUAUCGUUUUGUAACUUUGAAAGAUGGAAAAGAUAUAACUUCAUACAAAUUAUUUAGUCUGUAGUCGUUAUUAAAACCACAGACAUCUGACGUUUGAAUCUCUUUAGCAUUGAAUUCCUAUUCGCCAGUAAAAGAAACCAAAAACUAGUACUAUCAAAGCAUUGGGGCUUUUUAUUCAUUUACGGAGAAAAAAAUAUCGGUAUAUCGUCUUCAAUCAAACUGACAAUUAUUGUUUUUCAUUAACUGACUGUUCCAUUAUUUAAUAGUCAUCGGAAGGAAGUAUAUAUUCUAGUACAGUGUCAAUGUCCCUGGUCGUACAUAAUUUUAGCGCGGCCCGCAAUUCCCACCAUUCUUGCACAAUAUUAUAUGAACAGAAGUGGUUAAGUUUUGCAAAUUUUUCUAGACAAUAUUGCUCAUAAUAUAGGACUGAAAA
Magallana angulata is the source of this 2448-nucleotide messenger RNA. Its product is annotated as fatty acyl-CoA hydrolase precursor, medium chain-like. Gene Ontology annotation, molecular function: hydrolase activity. NCBI's taxonomy places the organism in Eukaryota, Metazoa, Mollusca, Bivalvia, Ostreida, Ostreidae. The record is from RefSeq and is a predicted model, not a curated record.